CAAUAGCCAGUUUGCCCCUGCGGCCACUGCUAAGACAGCUCCAUCGUCCAUCCCGCAGCAUGCACAAUGCGUCGUCGCUAUCAUCGUAUCGACCGCAGCAAGCUCUGCGCCGAGCACCUGUCGCCCACCUGACGCCGCGAUGCCCGAGACGACACGCGAGCUCGUUUGUGGAAAAUGCGAAAAGCCUCGCGAAGCAGAACCCCGUGUCCGUCGCCCUGGCCGCGUUCGUCAUCCUCGCAGGAGCUGGCAGUUUGGCGUACGCCAACUACAUCUACCAGUCCUACAUCUUGGCUGCGUUCCACAAGUACCCGGAGCCUGUUGCGAAGAAGCUGCGGAGAGCGCUAUACUUUACAAAUGUAGACUUGCAGCCCAAGGAAGCUCUGAAGUACUACAAGCAGGCUCUGAAGGAGGCCGAAGAGGUUCAGAUGGAUCCGUUUUCGGAUGAAAUCAUCGGCGUCAAGGUCCAGGUCGCAAAGCUGCUCGAAGACAUCUCGCAGUGGGCAAAGGCCAUUGAGGUCUUGGAAAGGACGCGAUCGGACAAUCUAGAGUGGCUCAAACAGUUCGGUUCCCUCGAUCACAACAAGGUGCGCAGGACCAGUGUUUUGGCGAAGACAGUCGGCAUCUCCGUGAAGCUCGGUGAGCUGUAUGGCCACCCAGCCAUCUAUGACCGAGACAUCGCACAGGAAAGGCUUUUAUGGGCGGUUGAGACAGUACUCAAGGAGCAGCAGAGAAGGACGAGCGAAAAAGUCAAGGAUGAGGAGGAGGGCGAGUGGAUGGGCAACGACCAGAUUGGCGCUGCAUUGGAAGCUCUCGCCCACAGUUAUGAAGCGAAGAACCAGCACUACCUCGCUACACCCCUCUUCUUGCAAGCUCUCAGCUUGUACCCAACCAGAGACUGCCACUCAGUCGUCCUGAUGAACAACCUGGCCUCCAGUCUGGCUCAGCAAUCCCCUGCUGCAGCACGUAUAGCGCAGGCGUAUGCCACUUCACAGAGCAUUACCGAUCGACCGACCGGCCCGGCAGCUUCCAGAGAGGCCAUGGUAGAGAAUGCGAAGCAGUGGGCACAAAAGGCAUUAGAUGUGGCAGCUACAAUCCAGCCCCCAGAGAGGAACGAAGAGUGCGACAUUGGUUGUGCUGUCGCUACGCAUAAUCUGGGAGAAUUCGCUGAAAUGAAUCAGCAGAUCACCCUGGCGAAGCAGAAGUAUAAAGAGGCCAUCAGCUUGGCACGAGCGAUAGAUUUUGAAGAAGGCGUCGAAAUGAGCAGCGCACGAUUGCGAGACCUUGCAAAAGCUGGUUGAGUAGACUCCACUGCUCAGAUGUGCUAUCAGACAUCAUAUUGCAGGACAGCGUCCGCAGGUACUCCACUCUCAGCAUGAGCUGAUGCAGCACGACUUCUCCACACAUGGAUAAUUCCGUGUACAGCUUGGCUACCACAUCCCAGGCACGAAGUACAGGCGCAUGCAUCGCAAAAGGUCACUUCAGUGUUGCGGCUUUUUCUUCACACCAGCAAGCGCAAAGCUGCCCGACAGCAGUAGGAAGACGGGCAGGAUUCCGGUAUGUCGACAAUUUGACAUGGACAAAAAAGAGUCAACGUCAGAGCUGUGUAGCCGAAGUGAGCAUAAAAUACGCGCCGUGGCGUGCAGAAUGCAGGGAAAGUGCCGCUUCGCAGCAGAAGCUCACUCUGCAGUCUGCACUGUCUGCAGAGACUGCAGCGACGAAUAGCAAAGUGCAUAAACAAGUGAAUUAAGAAAAGUCAGGGUGUGAGCCUUGCAUAUGCGGGUGUCAUUGCAUGGAUGGAUGUCGAAGGAGCUUAGUAGGAGGUAGGUCCAAAGGCUAUUGGAUGUACGAGACGACACUAGAGUCUAGAACUACCUAGCUCUCUAGCGAAUGCACACUGCUUGCAGUAUCCUGGUGCGGUGCCGAGUGCUGCAGUUGCUCUCUUGCACGUGGGUCUGAGAUCCAACAAGAUGAUGUGUGUGUGUGUGUGUACUAGGUGGUAGAUGUAGCUGGUACAGUAGAUUAAUUUCCCCGAGUCCUCAGUCGGGGCGACUUGCGAAGGGUGCGGCUUGGCAGAGCAACAGAUGGACAUGGUAUCUACAGAAGAUGUACCUAUGCAAUCGACAUGAUUAUUGUGGAUGCUCGAGACACAUGAC
Messenger RNA from Sphaerulina musiva SO2202, 2153 nucleotides. RefSeq lists its product as uncharacterized. Gene Ontology annotation, biological process: protein quality control for misfolded or incompletely synthesized proteins. Gene Ontology annotation, cellular component: i-AAA complex. The record is from RefSeq and is a predicted model, not a curated record. Bases 60 to 1298 code for a protein of 412 amino acids. The transcript has a single exon. NCBI's taxonomy places the organism in Eukaryota, Fungi, Ascomycota, Dothideomycetes, Mycosphaerellales, Mycosphaerellaceae. Gene Ontology annotation, molecular function: misfolded protein binding.